This is a messenger RNA of Hemicordylus capensis (graceful crag lizard), 2750 nucleotides long. RefSeq names its product WW domain binding protein 1 like (gene WBP1L). Bases 203 to 1237 code for a protein of 344 amino acids. The record is from RefSeq and is a predicted model, not a curated record. Lineage: Eukaryota; Metazoa; Chordata; Lepidosauria; Squamata; Cordylidae. The transcript is spliced from 4 exons.
CUGAGAUUGGUCACAGGGGGAGAGAGAGACUGAGUGCAUGCUAUGUCCUGGGACCCUGUUUACUUAACAUUCCCAGCCAAGGAAGCCCUGGUUUAAAUAGGAUUGCGGAUGCAGCUUGUCCAUAUCAGAUGAGGAAAUAAUUAUUGUGGGAUUUUAGAAAUUCCUUUGUUUAAACCCUUAGUGUGGAUUAUGAGAAUGCAGAAUGCCUUUCCUUUUGGGCCUGCGGCAGGAUAAAGAGACGUGCGUAGGAAUCAACAAUCAGAGUUAUAUCUGUGAUACAGGCCACUGCUGUGGACAGUCUCAAUGCUGCAACUACUAUUAUGAGCUCUGGUGGUUCUGGUUAGUGUGGACAAUCAUCAUCAUAUUGAGCUGCUGUUGUGUCUGCCAUCAUCGACGCGCCAAACACAGGCUUCAAGCACAACAGCGGCAGCAUGAGAUUAACCUGAUUGCCUAUCGUGAAGCUCAUAACUACUCCACUCUGCCAUUUUAUUUCCGAUUUUUGCCAAAUUAUUUACUACCUCCCUAUGAGGAAGUGGUGAAUCGACCUCCGACCCCUCCCCCACCAUAUAGUGCCUUACAUCAGCAAUGCGUCCCGCCUGGCAAUGGCAGUGCCGCACCAGACACAAGAAACCUACAGCCAGCCCAGACAGGCUCUUUGUCUGGAGCAGGAAGCAAUAAUGGAAACAUGGACAGCACUGCCUCCCACAGUGUUGGGGAUCCCGAAUCCUCCACCCCGCUAGUUGAGCGAUCAACCACCAAAGCAUCAAGUAGUGAGCCAAGCAACUCCAACAGUGGGGCAGAAUUGGAAGAAACAGCUGACCGCAUCUCCUGUCCUGAUAAGGAGUCUGAGUCCAAGGAGGAACUGCUUAAGGAUUACAACUCAGAAGGCUUAGACAACAACAGCGCCUUCCCCGAUGCUAAAGACAAGACACCUGGCAGACACCGAAGGUUCACUGGUGACUCGGGCAUUGAAAUCUGCAUCUGUAACCAAGGCCACCAUGACAGUGAUCUCAAGGAGUUGGAUGGGUUCAUUGAUGAUGGGCCCAUGGACUUCUGUGAUAGCUGCAGUGGCCACCCUCCACAUGGAGAUGAGGAAGAAGGGCUUUUCGGUGCUUCUGAUGAGCAGCACCGAGAGCAUAGCCACCAUCACGUCCCCCGACAGCCUGUGUGUGUGCUCCUGAACACCAUAAAUGAGCAGGACUCCCCAAACUCUCAUGCAAAUACAUCACCCAGCUAAAGCAGCAGAGUCAGAAGGGAAAGAUCUAUAAAAGGAUAAACAUGACUUCAACCAAAAACAAGCUGGUUCACCUUUUUCAUCAGUUGUAACUAUGGGAAUAACCCUAAAUGUAUGGAGGAAGGGGUAGAAGCUUUUGGGCCUUUAAAAGAAAUCAUCUCCCCUCUCUUCCAUCUGAUUAGGGGCUUAAGAUGAAAAGUGAGAUCAUUUUUAUACAUAUAAAAAGAGAAACUUUUUUCUAUUUCUGAUUUUGGUGAUGGUUUAUUUGGUUGUGUUUGGUUGGUAUUUUUAAGUUCUUCAAGAUCUGCUUUAUCUUAUGAUCAGAAGGACUUAAUCUGACCCUGUGAGAACAAGGAGUACUAGUUAUCUCUGCUCCCCAUCCCAGCCUUUCCAGGUGUCUUCCCAGAAGCUGGUGGCAUUUGAUGGCCCUGGCAGCAUCUUUAGCUAGUGCAGUUGAGAGGUUAAAAUUAAUUCCCGCAGGUUUGUGGGGUUUUUGUUUUUGUUUGAUGAUACAGUGCUGUAAUCUCUGGUGCAUUGUUAGUUAUGGAAACUUUUUCCUCUUGAAGCUGGUAACUGUAGAGCACCAGUUUCUUCCAGAAAGAGAACUGAUAACCUAAAACAUACGGUUUAUGCAAAAGGGGGGUUGCAGAUGUUGCCUUUUAUUUUAUUUUUGAAGGCAAAUGUGUUCCUUCAAUUGAUGCCUCUAAAGAGCACAGCUAUUAGUUGAGACUUCUGGCAGAGGAGCUGCCUUUUCCAGUACUGUGGUCUCCAAAUGACAUUCAGCUGGUAUGCUGCAAUGCAAAGGGCAGGGCUUUGCAACUUCAGGACAGCACGCUAGUUAAAAUGACAACUAUGAAAACCACACACACACACAGAGAACAGGGCUGUCUUUUUGGCCAGCGUGCCUUCAGGUUUCAGCGAUGCUUGUUGAACAAAUGGAGACGAGAACUCCGUCCAUUGCAAAAGGAUGACUUGCAGCAUCAAAGUGGAAGACUGUGCAGUAUUUUUUUUUUAGUCCAAAAGUUUUAGCGUGAUUCUAACAGUGACCACUUAAAAGAACUGUGUGUCUGUAUUUUCUCUCUCUCUCUUUUGAUAGUGGCAACUGGCUACUGUAUAACGUCUGUGAGUGUAUGUGUGUCUGACUGCAGUACAUGCAUGUGUGUUUCCUACUGGUGAUACAAAAUUUGCUGCUGCAAGACUGCAAAACAAAAAGACUAUAGCUUUGCUUUAAACAAACAGUGGAGCUUUUGUUAGUAACAACCCCAAGGGGGAAGAAAACCCAAACAGCUGAAACUAACAUUCCCUGGAGUGUUCCUGUGGAAGAGAGCAAGCCUUGGUUUCUAUAUUACGUGUGAUGGAGGUUUUUUUUGUUUUGUUUUCCCCUUCUCCUCUUUCUUCAAUUACGGUUGUCUGGGUCAUUUAUUGUCAUAAAACAGACUUUCAGAUUUGAUUGCUUGAAACCAAAAUCAGUUUGAACUAUGGUGUAAUCCCAAAUAUAAUGCCUUUUUUCUGAUAA